Molecule: messenger RNA, 1397 nt
Organism: Lathyrus oleraceus (garden pea)
Lineage: Eukaryota; Viridiplantae; Streptophyta; Magnoliopsida; Fabales; Fabaceae
Product: transcription factor bHLH18
Exons: 5
Coding region: 168-1163 (331 amino acids)
Molecular function (GO): protein dimerization activity
Source: RefSeq, a predicted model, not a curated record
AAAAUAUAAUAAAAAAAAAAGAAGAAGUAGGAUUUUUGUUUUUGUAGCAAGUACUACUACUAUAAUCUAUCAUUGAUACUCUCUUAUAUAAAGGAUAAACAAAGCAACUUCUCUCACACUAUUCAGACAUAAAGGUCUUACUUUCAGGAUCUUGCAUUUGACUCAUAAUGGAAGUUGCAGCUACCAAAAUGACACCAAAUGAUGAGUCAUGGACAAGUUGGUUGUGUGAUUUGGAUCCAGAAGAUUACAAAAUCAUCAAUGACAUAAACAUAGUACCUUUGUCACAAGACCGUGACAUCUUGCCACAAUCUUUGUCCAGUGGUAGUCAUUGUUCUCACACAACCUCAAGUACUAUGAGUAAUUCUUCAGGAGAUGUUGUUAACAGCUUUGAGAGACCUAUAAAGACACUCAAGACUAAUAACCCUUCAAACAUAGGGUCUCAUUCCUACAUUCUUUGUUUCAACAAUCCAGAACCAGAACCAGAACUAGAACCAAAAGGUAAGAUUUUGAAUAAUGGGAAGUAUUUAACCUCAAAUCAGAAAAAGGAACCUAAACGAAGUAUUCUAGAGAGCAAAAAGACUGAUUCAGUAACAAAACAUGCUCAAGAUCACAUAAUUGCUGAGAGGAAAAGAAGAGAAAAACUUAGUCAACAGUUCAUAGCUCUUUCAGCACUGAUUCCAGAUUUGAAAAAGAUGGAUAAGGCUUCUGUGUUAGGAGAUGCAAUAAACCAUGUGAAACAGCUUCAAGAACAAGUGAAGAUAUUGGAACAGAAGAACCAAAGGAAAAACAUUGAGUCUGUGGUUUAUGUUGAGAAGACAAAAUCAUGUUCUUCAGAUGAAGAUGUUUCAGUUUCAGACACUUCCUCGAAUUCUGGAAAUGGUGGUAAUUGUUGUCACCCGAAUCGGUCACUGCCAGAAGUUGAGGCAAGAGUGUCAGAGAAAAACGUGCUGAUAAGAAUUCACUGUGAGAAAGAAAAAGGUGCGUUGAUGAAGAUAAUCCAAGUGAUAGAGAAUCUUCAUCUUUCUGUCACAAGCAAUAGUACCUUGCUUUUUGGAACCACGAAACUUGACAUAACCAUCAUAGCUGAGAUGGAUAAUGAAUUCAGGCUAAGUGUGCAGGAGCUAGUUAGAACCAUUCGAGUUGGACUGUUGCAAUUCAUGUAGUACUAGUUAGUAGUUGCUACUUUAUUGCAAUACUAGUAGCACAUUAUUUUGAUGUGAAUAAAAUGUGUGUGUUUUGUUCUCAUUAAUAUUCACAUGAUAGGAUGAAUAUGUGGUGAGAUACAAGAUAGUUGAGUGGAUCCGCAUGAAUUAAGAGGUUUGGUCCCUUGUUGUAAUGUGUGGUUUGAUUGAUUGUAAAAUGGAUAACCUUGGAAAUCAAGACACCUUAUGGCAUCA